Mugil cephalus (flathead mullet) is the source of this 2925-nucleotide messenger RNA. It is a transcript of the gene smpd2b, whose product is annotated as sphingomyelin phosphodiesterase 2b. Gene Ontology annotation, molecular function: sphingomyelin phosphodiesterase activity. Bases 441 to 1772 code for a protein of 443 amino acids. The transcript is spliced from 11 exons. The record is from RefSeq and is a predicted model, not a curated record. Lineage: Eukaryota; Metazoa; Chordata; Actinopteri; Mugiliformes; Mugilidae. Gene Ontology annotation, cellular component: cytoplasm.
UAUACACGUGUCGUCAGCGUAUCGCGUCGCAGAAACAAAAACAGAAGUCCCCCUUUUAUUUAGAGGAAUAAAACAAAACCGGAGGUCGUAACACUUAUUUUUUUUAACCCAGCUGACUUUACGCCGACAGGGCACGCACGCAGCAAUGGAAGCGAUCUGCGCAACCAAGUCGGUGCUGCUCGUCAUCUGGGAUGCUGACCGGCCACUGAACAAUGUGUCUGCUUAAUAAUAAUUAACUCGGAGUGCAGUGGGUUGUUAGCUGCCUCGCCAACAGGAAGUGUUUUUGGGUCUUCAGCCAAGACGAGCGGCAUUACGACACCGCCGUGCACAUCAGCGGUGGGUCCCCGUUAACUUCAGCUGACGUCAACAGGUUCACGAGGAUCACCUGAACCCGACCCGAGCCAUCCGACCUGAAACUCCCUCACCACUGAUCUGCCAGCAUGGCCAACACAGACCUCGUCAGCCUGAGGGUCUUCUCUCUGAACUGCUGGGGGAUCCGCUAUCUAAGCAAACACUGUCCUCAGCGCUAUGCCAUGAUUGGAGAAAUGUUGUGUAAGGAGGAACAUGAUAUCGUCUUACUGCAGGAGGUGUGGAGUGAGAAAGACUAUCUCAACUUGAAGAAGAAGCUUGCCUGUAGUCAUCCCCACUCUCACUACUUCAAAAGUGGAGUCAUAGGCAGCGGCCUGGCCAUGUUCUCCAAACACAGGAUCCAGGACACAUUUCUUUUUCGCUACUCACUGAAUGGUUACCCUUACAUGGCUCAUCAUGGAGACUGGUUUGGAGGUAAAGCCGUGGGGAUGGCCAUCUUAAACCUCGGCAGCCUGACUGCACACGUCUAUGUCACUCAUCUGCAUGCGGAGUACUGCAGGGAGAAGGACUCCUAUCUACCUCACAGGGUGGUUCAGGCCUGGGAGCUGCAGCAGUUCAUCCGUCACACCUCAGCUGGAGCAGAUGUGAUCAUUCUCGGUGGGGACCUCAACAUGCACCCUCAGGAUCUCGGCAACAGACUGCUGAGGACUUACACUGGACUGCGAGACUGUUAUUUAGAAACUGCUAAAUUUGAUGGAUGUGAGGAUGGAAUAACGUUAAUAGCGGACAACCCCUUCACCAGCAAAAAGGAGCUCGUCCCCUUUGACAAGGGGAUUCGUAUCGACUACAUCCUCAUCAAGGGUUCUUCCAAAACCAGUAUUCAUUGUGAUGUCAUGCGCACCACCAAAGGCUCGGUUGCUGACUCUCCCUUCCCAUAUUCUGACCACGAGGCUCUUACUGCUGAACUAAGGCUGGGAUCCCACGUCACAGCUGACACUGCAGAUGACGGACAAGCAAAGAAUAAGGACUCUGCCGCAGGAAAGCUGGCUGAGUUAGUUGACAUUGUGACAGAGGCCCGGACGGAAGUCAAGGUGGGCAUUCACUGUGCUGAGAGGAUGCGCUACACAUCAGCACGCACCGGGGUGAUGGGUCUGGCUCUGCUGUUCUUGGAGCUGGCCAUCGCGGCGGUGCCCUGGCUGGCUCUGGGAGCAGAACAGCCUUUCCCCCGUACCUCCUUCUACCUGCUGGCCGCGCUGUGCUUCGCCAUCCUGCUCACCACUUUCCUGCUGUACGUCUUUUACACCAUGGAGCUGAAGUCCCUGCAGGGGGCCGAGGACCAAAUGAGGCUGGCUCUAGGUAGCCUGCAAGAGAAGCUCAGGGGUUUUCCUGUGGCUCAGCCUCACAGUGCCCUGCGGGGGCCUCCGGAGGGUCGAGAGCCCGGUGCCUUCGCCCCAGAGGAAUAAAGCUGCAGCUGAAGUGGGUCAAAGUGAGCUCACGGAGAGAAGCCUUUGAAGUCAGCUUAAAGAUGAACGCUCUUCUGAUUGUGUUAUAUGCGCUUGAGAUUUAGUUUCAUAGACCAGAAUGAACUAUAACUGAAGGACAUAUUUGAAAGUAGUGCAGGACACACGCUUUGACCUUUUUAUACUUUUUAUAUAGUCAUCUGUAGGGUUUGAUUCAUUCUAGAGUUCAGUCUGUGCACCUGUAGUACAUAAAGUUGCUUCACGUCACACGGUAGAGAUACAUCUGUGUUACUGCUGUGCUUAAAGGUCAUAAAAGCGACUGCAUGAAUUUAAUCCUCAGGUCCGACUUGCAUUCCACCCACCAGUAGUUUGAAUGGGACCAGUUGUUUCUGUUUUUAGUUUCAUGCUCCUCUUUGUGGUUUGAAGAAUCCGCUCCUCAGAUGUUGUGGCGAAUUCACUCGAUGUGCUUAGAUAUUUUCAGGAAGGAAGCGUCCCUGCGGUCUCCACUGAGCAGGCAGCAAAUGUUACAGGUUUACAUUUUGGUCAGUAAUACAUUUUUCUUCCGCACAAAAGAUGCCGAGAGCUUCCGGUGGCACUGUAGAGGUCACUGUGAAGACUUCUCACUGUACUGUAAGAAACGAGACACACGAUCCACCUGUGUCUGUUCUCAUGCUCACUAUUUUGUACUUUGGUAUCUUUAGAGACAAUCCUGCACUCCUCCCCUACCACAGUUCAAACUAUGGAAUACAUUCAAAUGUUCUGCUUUUACCUUUUACCUUUGACCUAAUAUGAUCUUAUGAAUCACUUUUACAAAGCACCAUGCACAAUGGAUACUUAAAACAAAACUAAUGUCUUAAGUGUGCAGUGCACUCUUGAUUGAUUAACCAGAUCAAGCACUUCCGUAUGUGUAUGCUACGAGAUUAGUUAUGUGUGAUAUUAGUGUGAAACCAUGAUGAGACUCAACACAAGCUUAAUGAAUGCUGAUUUUCAUUAUUUAAAAAUCUUAAGUCAUCUUAAUGUUGGAAAAAAAAUACUUGAUUCGUUUUAAUUUCAUUAAUGUGUAUAGAAUUUCAAAUGACACCUGAUUUUAAUUCUAACUGAAUGUUGUAAUGGGCAUGAUCUGGAAAGCAAUAAAUAAAGACUUUGUAUGCACGUU